Pyrus x bretschneideri (Chinese white pear) is the source of this 4119-nucleotide messenger RNA. RefSeq lists its product as uncharacterized. The record is from RefSeq and is a predicted model, not a curated record. NCBI's taxonomy places the organism in Eukaryota, Viridiplantae, Streptophyta, Magnoliopsida, Rosales, Rosaceae.
CUGUUACACAACCCGCCGCUACUGCCACCACCUCUUCCCCCACCACCGCCGUCAUCACAAUCGCGCCCUUUUAUUUUCCUCAUCCGCUUCCAGAAACCACAACGAGCCCCUCAGCAAUCUCAAGAAUUCCAAUCAAGUCCAGCAUCCUCCUUCUGUUCUCCGCCGCCGCUUAAACCCUCUAUAUCCUAUCCCUCUCUCUUCCUCUCUCCCUCGCACCGCCGCCAUCGCGAUCUCUGGCACUCUCGCCUCCGCCCUGAUCGCCUCGUACGUCUUCGUUUCGACGGACUCCGACGACAAGUCGUCAAGUUCUCUAUAUGACGGCGUACGACACGCCGUCCUCAAUUCCACCGAGUCAUUUAGGAAGCUUCUCCACCACGCCAAACAGACCGGCGUCGCCGCCUCCGUUUUGUUGCACUCUCUCAGCUCCGUCUUGUCCUCUGCUAACCACGAGGUCCGCUCCGGCUUCGAGCUCCGGGUCGCCGCGCUCCUUGCCGAUAUCGCCGCCGCCAAUGCCAGCCGAAGGUUCGCCCUUGUUGGGGCUGGAGGUGGCGUCGUUGUCGAUUGGCUGCUCGAGUCGGUGGCGGUCCCAAGAGAUGGCUGUGGGACCCAGGCCGAGUCGGCUAGAGCUCUGGCCUUCUUGAUCGCCGAUCCUAAUGUGUCCGCCGCCGUGCUCGGCAGGCCCGGUGCCGUUCCCAAUCUCUUAAAGUUCAUUUUCUCCUGCCAGCCUCAGCCGUCUAAGAAGCGUGCAAGACGCAGUUCACUCGAUGUUUAUGAACACUUGAAAGGCAGGAGCAUGCUUGUAGCUGCCAUUAUGGAUAUCGUCACAGCCAACUGUGAUAGUUUAGGAGAAGUGUCCUUUAAACCAUCCCUGUCAGCGAAUGCUGAAACACGGGAUAUAGCAGCUGCCAUUCAAGUUAUUGAAGAUGGUGGCAUGCGUUUGGACGAGUCACGUGAAAAUGAUGACGAAGAUGGGGACACUGGAAUCAAGGGGAUUGGUAUUAAGGUUCUUGGGGGUACAUCAGUUUUAGGCCUUUCAAGAACAAAUAGAGUUAUGAAGCUGGGAAGUGUUGAAACGAGUGAGGUGGGAUCAGGAAGGGUUACUCCUCAUAAUCUUGUCCUGCAAAAUACGCAUGAAAGUUCGAUUGCACAAAGUAAUCUGUCUUCUGCUGUUGUUCCUGGCCUCUGGGAUGAUUUGAAUUGUCAACAUGUUGCUGUUCCUUUUGCUACUUGGGCAUUGGCUAACUGGGCGAUGGCAUCGGAAGUGAAUAGAUCGCGGAUACAGGAACUGGAUGCUGAUGGGCAAGCUAUCAUGACUGCUUUAAUGGCGCCUGAGAGAUCAGUUAAAUGGCAUGGAAGUUUGGUGGCUCGCUUGCUAUUAGAGGAUCAGAAACUACCCCUGAUUGAUUCAGUUUCUGAUUGGAGUUCCAGUCUUCUUUCUACUGUUUAUCAGGCAACUAAAAAUGAAGACAUUCCUUUGGCUCGGGUGGCUUUGUCAGCAUUCUUGAUUUCUGUUGAGAGAGCUGAAGCACAGAAGAUUGUGAUGGAGAAGGGUCUUCAUCUGAUGAGAGACACUGCGAAGCGGACGAUGAAGCAUGAUCAUGUGCAAGAAGCAUUGUCAAAGGCAUUGGAAUUGCUUUGUUCUGGGGACUUGCAUUUACCUCUUGAAGAAGGCCAAAGGUGGUCUGCUGUUUUGCUUCCUUGGGUGUUUGGAAAAUCUUCCUCUGACACUAUACGUUUGUCAGCAAUAAAAAUCCUUUCUCGCAUUCUCGAAGAUUAUGGACCAUACUCUGUACCCAUUUCUCAGGGAUGGUUAGCUAUUCUUCUUACUGAAAUUCUGACUGAGAAAAAGGCAUCAUCAGUUAAAGGAACACCUCAGGCUAGAUCUGUCAAAGUGAAGACUCAAAUUGAUCAGUCAAACAUGCUUUCCGCUGCACAGACUUCUAAUCAGUUAGUGGUAGCUGUUGUUAAUCUAGCAGGAAAUCAGCUAGGAACAACCACUGAUUCUACUGAUACAUUUCCACUGGCAGAUCUUCUUUCCGCUGAACCUUUUUCUGGGCCAUUUAAAACUCUAGAGAAAGAUAGUUUGCCUAAGGUUAAUGCGGCAGAUUCUGCAGUGGCAACUCUGAAGGGAAUCAAAGCACUGACUGAAGUUUGUGCUGACGAUUCUUUAUAUCAGGAGAAACUAACAGAUUUUGGAGUCUUAAGUUUGCUGAGACGGUUUUUGUUACGUGAUGAUUAUGAGAAACUUGCUGCCAUAGAAGCGUAUGAUGCUUCUAAGACGCUUGAGGCACAAGAGCGAACCUCAAUUGUUCCUAAAGAGUCAUCUAUUCAGGAUAGUAAUAGUCCAUCUAGUGUCCAAGUUCCACCUACAGCUCACAUCCGUAGGCAUGCAGCUAGGCUGUUAACAAUUCUCUCGAUACAUCCAAAAGUCCAGAGAGUCAUAAUAGCAGAUAAAACUUGGUGUAAAUGGCUCGAGGAUUGCGCUAAUGGUAAAAUCGCAGGUUGUAGUGAUCUUAAAAUUCAAAGUUAUGCUAGAAAAACACUCGUAAAUGUAUUUUGUGGUCGCCAAAUUAAUAAAGAUUCUGCAAAUGGUGACGUUGCCGACUCUGGUAUUGCAAACGGAAACAAAAAUUGUCCCCGUUAUGAUGACAUGAUAUUCUUAAUCAAUCCUGAACUUCCCCAUUGGAAUUGCCCUGAAAAAGGUGACCAGGACACAAGUCCAAGCGAUGCAUCCUCUUCGGAUGAGGCAAUUUCUGUUGAGGGUGUGGAUAAAUCUGUGAGCAGAAUUUCAGAUGAUGUUAACAUAUCCAGUUCUGUGAAUGGAUCUCAAAGUAGUGCAGACACAAGGGAGCCUCUUCUGGAUAUUGUUUUUGUCCAUGGCCUCCGUGGAGGCCCUUAUAAGACUUGGCGCAUAUCCGAGGACAAGUCAUCCACCAAGUCUGGCUUAGUAGAGAAGAUUGACCAGGAAGCAGGAAAGCUAGGUACAUUCUGGCCAGGUGAAUGGCUUUCAUCUGACUUCCCUCGAGCUCGUAUGUUUACCCUUAAAUACAAGACAAAUUUAACACAGUGGUCUGGUGCUAGCCUGCCUCUUCAGGAAGUUAGCUCAAUGCUAUUAGAGAAGCUUGUUUCUGCAGGUAUUGGGAAUCGACCUGUUGUUUUCGUGACGCACAGCAUGGGAGGUCUGGUCGUCAAGCAGAUAUUACAUAAAGCAAGAGCAGAUAAUAUUGAUAACCUUGUGAAAAACACCGCUGGAGUUGUUUUCUAUAGCUGCCCGCAUUUUGGAAGCAAACUUGCAGACAUGCCUUGGAGGAUGGGACUGGUGUUUCGCCCAGCACCAACUAUAGGGGAGCUAAGAAGUGGAUCUCCAAGAUUAGUAGAGCUUAAUGACUAUAUCCGCCGCCUUCACAAGAAGGGGACGCUUCAAGUCCUUAGUUUCUGUGAGACCAAGGUAACUCCAAUCGUUGAAGGCUAUGGCGGAUGGGCCUUCCGGAUGGAAAUUGUAUCAAUCGAAUCAGCAUAUCCUGGAUUUGGUGAUCUCGUUGUAUUAGACUCAACAGAUCACAUAAACUCAUGCAAACCACUCAGCCGCACCGAUCCCUCAUAUACAGAGAUUUUACAGUUUUUGCGGAAGCUGAAAGCAAGCCAGAAAUGAACAGGCAAUAGUGCAAAGCAGGCAUGCCUCAGAAAUUAUGUUCAUGAAUCGUCCAAAUCCAACACCACCAGGCGUCCCUCGUGGUUUCUGAUCCAACAGGGAUCAGGUCACCGUGAGUCACGCCUGGGCGGUAAGCGGAACCAAAAAGCAUAUUUUUGACACAUGAGAGUUAAGUCAGGUAUCCUGUAUGUAUAACAGAAACCAAUCCGCUCCAACCCGUAAGCGGACUUGUUACGUGAAACUACAAUUGCCAUCGACAGAAGCGGAAAGACGGCAGAUUGUUUUGUACAUUCUCCGGAAUCGCUGCCGUUCUUGAUUGUACCCAUUAGCAUUGUUUUAUUUUUUGUAGAAUAGCACCAUAAACAAAGCAGUUGUAUGAUAUCAUAUCCAUGUAAAACUCCGUGUUAGUGAAGAUUUGAUUUAUACGAAACGAAAUGAAUAAAAGUUGCAAUUGUUUGUCUGGUUUA